Copidosoma floridanum is the source of this 1591-nucleotide messenger RNA. It is a transcript of the gene Yif1, whose product is annotated as Yip1d-interacting factor 1. The record is from RefSeq and is a predicted model, not a curated record. Lineage: Eukaryota; Metazoa; Arthropoda; Insecta; Hymenoptera; Encyrtidae. Gene Ontology annotation, cellular component: Golgi membrane; COPII-coated ER to Golgi transport vesicle; endoplasmic reticulum-Golgi intermediate compartment. Gene Ontology annotation, biological process: endoplasmic reticulum to Golgi vesicle-mediated transport.
UGUGACACAUAAGCCAAGCGCAUAACAAGUAUUUAUAGUAUUUUUUAAGCGCAAUUUAAAUUAUAAGUAGGCUAAAAUGAACUACAAUCAGUCUGGAGCCCGGAGAGGGAAACCCAGAAGGGUUUUAGAUCCAUCUGUCAGCACGACCUCUUCCUCUCCGAUUCCCCCAAUGCAACAGCCAAAUUACAUGUACAACCAAGAGGUGCCUAUGAACAAUGACGUGCCACCAGAGUAUGGUUACAAUUUACCAAAUCAAGGCCCAUCGGUACCUCUAACUCCCACCUCGUAUGGGUUUAAUCAACAAUCUUCAGUGCCAUACACUCCUACUGGUCCUCAGAAUGAGAGCUUUGGAGGUAGUCAGUUUACAACACAAUUACUGUCACAGCCUCUAGUGGCCAAUAUGGCAAUGCAGUAUGGAAAUGUAUUGGCUAACUCAGGAAAGGAACAAAUUGAAAAGUUUCUUCCUAUCACUUCUCUCAGAUAUUACUUUGCUGUUGACACUGACUAUGUGGUGAUGAAGCUUAUUCUUUUGUUUUUUCCAUUCACACACAAGGACUGGUCUAUUAAAUAUGAACAAGACUCACCUCUUCAACCACGUUAUGAGAAAAAUGCACCAGACAUGUAUAUACCCACAAUGGCUUAUCUAACUUAUGUUGUGGUUGUUGGAUUUGCAUUGGGCAUGCAAGAAAAAUUUACGCCUGAAACGUUAGGCAUAACAGCAAGUUCAGCUUUGGCUUGGGGCAUCAUUGAGCUGCUUAUUCACAUCACAACACUCUAUGUUAUGAAUCUUGACACAAGUUUGAGGUAUUUGGACUUGUUGGCUUACUGCAGUUACAAAUAUGUUGGAAUCAAUACAGCUCUUCUGACAUCUUUAGUGUUUGCAAAACUAGGUUAUUAUAGUGUCUUAAUAUACUUUAGUGUAUCGCUAGGAUUUUUCUUACUAAGGUCAUUAAAAUUAAGAGUAAUACCAGAAGGACAUUCACCCUACUCUGCUAGUGGCAAUAAGAGAAGACUGUAUUUUAUACUAUUUGUUGCUGGAAUUCAGCCACUUCUCAUGUGGUGGCUUUCUUUUCAUCUAGUUUAAGAUACCAAUGUAUUGGAUGGAUUAUCAUUUUUCAAGUGCUUUGAAGAUAACAGUGAUGGACUUGAUGAAGUAAAAAAGCUUUUGUGGAACUGAGAGUCGAGUGUUAAUAUUUCCUCAUUACAAGAGAAAGAUCUCUUUUUAUUGAUGAAUUGAUACAAGUCAAUGAUUGUUAGAAAAUUCGCUGUACCAAACAAAUCGGUACUAUUUGGUUGUAUUACUAUCAGUGGAAUUUUUAAAUGUUUUCUGUUUAACCUACGAAUUAAUUUUCUUCCAUUUUCCAUAAAACUAAAAACUUAUGUGCAUAGUCACCUCAUUUCUAGAAUGAUUGAAAAUUCGUAUUAUUUUGCAAUAUAAAAACAAUCAUCUUGUAAAUUCUUUCUUGGUCAAUUUUUUUUUUUUUUUUUUUUCCAUUGGAAUAACGUAUUUCAAGUGCCCCUAAUUGUUUAGAUUUGUUCUUAAUUCUAACAUAUUUACGAAUUAUUUUUAUAUAUACAUAUAUUGAAAAAC